AUGCUGCGGUACCUGCUGAAGACGCUGCUGCAGAUGAACCUGUUCGCCGACUCGCUGGGGGCCGAAGGCUCCAACUCCUCGCUCCUGCUCGGCAUCAACCGCUCCAUCGCUGCACUCCACCUGCCCGAUCUCGCCCCCGGGAAUGGGUCCCACUCUCAGCUGGAGGACACGGCCCCUCGCAUCGUGGAGCACCCCACGGAUCUCCUGGUCUCCAAGGGGGAACCGGCCACGCUGAGCUGCAAGGCCGAGGGGCGCCCGGCCCCGGCAGUGGAGUGGUACAAAGACGGGGAGCGGGUGGAGACGGACCGGGAGGAUCCCCGCUCUCACCGCACCCUCCUGCCCGGCGGCUCCCUCUUCUUCCUCCGCAUCCUGCACGGGCGGCGGGGGAAGCCCGACGAGGGGGUCUAUGUCUGCGUGGCCAGGAAUUACCUGGGGGAGGCCACCAGCCGGAACGCUUCCCUGGCGGUGGCCGUGCUGCGGGACGAUUUCCGGCAGCCCCCCGGGGAUGUGGUGGUGGCGGCGGGAGAACCGGCCGUGCUGGAGUGUGUCCCGCCCCGCGGCCAUCCCGAGCCCAGCGUCUCCUGGAAGAAGAACGGAGUCCGGCUCAGCGACAAGGACGAGCACCUGACGAUCCGUGGAGGGAAGCUGAUGGUGGCCAGUACCCGCAAGAGCGACGCCGGUGUCUACGUCUGCGUGGCCACCAACGUGGUGGGGGAGAGGGACAGCGAGCCGGCCGAGCUGGUGGUCUUUGAGCGCCCGGCGUUUGGCAAGAGGCCCCUGAACCAGGCAGUGCUGGUGGAGGGGACAGCAGAGUUCGCCUGCGAGGCCGUGGGGGAUCCCCAGCCAGCGGCGCGGUGGCACAAGGAGGAGGGCGAGAUGCCACUGGGAAGGUGGGAGGUGCUGCCGGACAACACCCUGCGGAUCAGCCGGCUGCGAGCAGAGGACGAGGGCACCUACACCUGUGUGGCCGAUAACAGCGUGGGCAGGUCGGAGGCAUCCGGCACCCUCACCGUGCAUGUGCCCCCCCAGCUCGUCACUGGGCCCCGCGACCAGGCUGUCACCCCUGGCCAGAGCGUGACCUUCCAGUGCCAGAGUAAGGGCAACCCACCGCCUGCUGUCUUCUGGCAGAAGGAGGGGAGCCAGACCCUGCUGUUCCCGGGCCAGCCCCCGCUCCCCUCCAGCCGUGUUUGGGUGAGCCCUGGAGGUGCCAUGACCAUCGCCAAUGUCCAGCCCGGUGACACCGGCCACUACCUGUGCCAGGCCAUCAGUGUGGCUGGCAGCGUCCUGGCCAGGGCACGCCUGGACGUGAUGGGGGCACCCACCGAGCUCCACCCGCCAGUGGUCAGCCCCGUUCCCGCUAACCGGACGGUGCUGCCGGUGGGGGCCACGGCACGGCUGCCUUGUGGGGUGUGGGGCGGUGACCCCCCGGGCAGCGUGGGGUGGCUGAAGGACGGCAGUGCCCUGGUGGGUGCCCAGUCCCGCGCCAGCCUGCUGGAGAACGGCACCCUGCAGAUCACCGGCCUCCGGGUGAGAGACUCUGGGCUCUAUGAGUGCGUGGCCACCAGCCCAGCGGGCGAGACACGCUGGGGCAGCUCCCUGGAGGUGCAAGGUGAUGAAUCUGACCUCUUCCCACCUUCCCCUGUGCCUGGAGUCCUCCCCGGGCCACCCUCCACCCCUGUGGUCACCAACAUCACCAAAAGCAGUGUCACCCUGAGCUGGAAAGCGAACAAGGACAGCGAUGCCACCCAUGUCACCUCUUACAUAGUGGAGGCUUUCAGCCAGGCAGUGGGUGGCCCGUGGCGGACGGUGGCAGCUGAUGUGGAGGGUGAGACCCACACGGUGAGCGGCCUCGUCCCUGACACCGUCUACCUGUUCCUGGUGCGGGCGGUCAACGCCUACGGGCUCAGUGACCCCAGCGGCAUCUCAGAGCCUGUGCACACCCAAGAUGCCAGCCCCACGGAGCAAGGGCUGGACCCCGAGCAGGUGCAGCGGGAGCUGGCCCAAGUGGCUGUGCACCUGCAGGAGCCCGUGGUGCUGCCGCUGGGCGCCGUCCGCCUCUCCUGGACCGUGGAGCGCCCAGCGCCCUUCCUUCAGGGCUACCGCGUGCUGUACCGGCGGCGUGGUGGCCGCUGGGAGGAGGCGCGGGCGGUGCGGGCGCCGGAGGAGCGGGAGGCCCUGCUCACCGAGCUGCGCCGGGGCCAGGACUACGAGGUCAAGGUCCGACCCUAUUUCCGUCAGCUCCAUGGUCCGGACAGCGCCGUGCGCACUCUGCGCACCCCAGAGGCGGCCCCCAGCGCCCCCCCGCGAGCUGUCAGUGUGGCUGGGAACGGCACCAGUGUCCGCAUCUCGUGGCAGCCACCGCCACUGGCCGAGCAGAACGGCGUCAUCCGGGAUUACCGGAUUUGGUGCCUGGGCAAUGAGAGCCGCUACCAUAUCAACCAGAGCGUGGAGGGGACGGUGCUGGCGACAGUGCUGCGGGGACUGGUCCCCGGGGUCCCUUACCACGCCGAAGUUGCCGCCGCCACUGCCGCCGGUGUGGGCGCUCGCAGCGCCCCUGUCCCCAUCCGCGUCGGUGAGUCUCCUCGGGAUGCGGAGCCAGCAGGCGGGAGCAGCGUGGCCGAGCGUUUGGCUGAGGUGGCCCGGCAGCCAGCCUUCAUCGCCGGCGUCGGCAGCGCUUGCUGGGUCGUUCUCGCCGCCUUCGCCGCUUGGGUCUACAGCCGCCGCCGCAGGAAGAAGGAGCUCAGCCACUUCACCGCCUCCUUUGCCUACACACCCACCGUCGCCUUCCCGGCUCCAGCGCGCGGCAGCCCCAGGGCAGCCGUCGGCAGUGGUUACCCGUGGCUGGCGGACGCGUGGCACGGUGGCGGCACAGCCAGUGCUGCCGGUUGCUUGGGCACCGCUGAGAGAUACUACAAUGACGCCGGCAUCACCCGUUACAUCGCCCAGACGGAGCAGUUUGGGGCGGGGGCCGGCGAGGGGCCGGUUUACAGCACCAUCGAGGCGGACAGUGAGGAUCUCUGCACCUUCCCCCGUCCCUUCUCGCAGUAUGGGACCCCCUAUCCCGGGGUGGGUCCUCAGCCGAUGGAUGCUGCAGCCGCCCAGGCACCCCGAGGAUGGGCUGAGCACGGUAGGGUGGUGGGAUGGGUGGGGGGACACAGGGGGGCUGGGGGUGCGGUGCCCUCCCCACAGCCCCCCCAGCAUCCCACCUUGCCGCAGGGGCCAAAGCAGCUGGGGCAAGCGGUGAAACUGCCAACGGUGAGUUGGACGGAGCUGCUGCCCCCUCCACCUUCAGCCAGCGAGCUUAGCCAGUGCACCCAGGAGAAGGAGGAGGAGGAAGAAGAGGAUGAAGAGGAAGAGGCAACCGGAGGGUCGGGGAUGGAGGUGUGGUACCCCGGUGAGGACAUCCCCUGUGCCACUGCUGCAUCCUCGCCCACCACCUCCUCCGGCUGCCGGUCCACCACCACCCUGACGCCAUCGCCCCGCGCCACCGAGGACAUUCCCCGCCUCCAUGACUUCGACAGCUCCCGCCUGCCCCGGAGACCCCCCCACAGCACCGGCACCCCCCCACAGGCACCCAGUCCCCCAGUGACUCCGGAUGCCAGCGAGGGCCACCCACCCCGAGCCCGCUGCCCCCCCGGCACAGGGAAACACCGCGGGGCGGCCCCUAAAAGUCGCCUGAAGCCCAAAUGCAGCCGCUACUGCCGGGAAAAGCAGACGGGAGACCUGCCGCCGCCGCCUCUGCCGCCGCCGGGAGAGACCCCCGGCCCCUCUCCGGAGCGGGAACCCAGCGGGGCCGAGCGCAGGGUCGCCCAUCGCCCGGCCCGCGGCGACGAGCUCGUCCCUUACAGCAAGCCCUCCUGCCUGCCCCGCGGGCAGGUGUCUGGCAGCUGCUCCACCACAGGCAGCGUCUCGUCCCGCGGCUCCGCCAGCUCCCGGGACCACGGCUCGGGGCGCAGCCGGAUCCCGGCGGAGCGCGGCGAAGGGAGCGGCCAUCGCCGCCGCCCGGGGGCCGCAUUGCCCGGCCCGUCGCAGGAGAAGCGAUAAAGUGGAGGGCAAGCCGGUGACAGGGUUGGGGACA
Molecule: messenger RNA, 4078 nt
Organism: Neopelma chrysocephalum (saffron-crested tyrant-manakin)
Lineage: Eukaryota; Metazoa; Chordata; Aves; Passeriformes; Pipridae
Gene: ROBO3
Product: roundabout guidance receptor 3
Biological process (GO): axon guidance; cell-cell adhesion
Cellular component (GO): plasma membrane; axon
Molecular function (GO): protein binding
Source: RefSeq, a predicted model, not a curated record